UUGGCAGUCUCUGCUAGCACAUAUUCCCUGGUAGCACAGAUCCACCCUCGGAGAAAAGCCUAAUUUAAAGAGUCAAUGGGCCGUCGUCCGGUCUCUAUAUGUCUGGCAUGGUUGGCACAUCAGCGAGCCAGGGGCGCUCCGAUAUAGCGAAUGUCGGCAACCCGGAAAUCUCUAUCCAGCCAACCUAUCGCCGGUUUCCCUCAAUGCGGCUGCCGAACCCUUCGACGUGGCAUUUCGACAUCGACGAGUCCCUGAACAGGAUUGUCCCGGCACCGCCAUGGAGAUACUUGCCGUACCCCGUCGCCCACUUCCUGGGUUACCGGAAGGGUAAGCUCCCGGAGAUUGGCAACAUCGUCAUGAUAUUCUGGGCCGCCAUCGGCAUCUUCUGCUCCAUCAUCCUGAUCGAGCUGGCAUCCCGUCGCAUUCCCGCCAUGGAACAGAACAACACUCUCAUCGUGGCGAGCUUUGGCGCUGCUGCCGUUCUCGAGUUCUAUGCCAUCGAAUCCCCGCUUGCCCAGCCCAGGAACAUGAUAUUGAGCCAGCUCAUCGCCAGCUCGGUCGGCGUCAGCGUCAGCAAGCUCUUCGCCAUGAACCCCGACUACGACUCAAUCCGCUGGCUCGGCGGGGGGAUAGCAUGCGCCGGCGCCACGAUUGUCAUGGCGCUGACCAAGACCGUCCACCCGCCCGCCGGCGCCACGGCCCUGCUGGCGGUCGUCGACAGCUCCGCCGUCGGCAUCGGGUGGAUGCUCAUCCCCUCCAUGAUGCUCGGCUGCGCCGUCAUGCUGGCCACGGCCCUGCUCGUAAACAACAUCCAGAGGAGGUUUCCGUCCUACUGGUGGACGCCGGAGCACCUCGAUGGCAAGUCGCCGAACAUGAUUGAGGCGAAGCCUGACCUGGAACGGCAGAUGGGGGUGGCUUCGGAGGACGAGGACAAUGAGCUGCCGCAUAUUGCUAUCCACAAGGGGCUCGUCAUCAUGGCUCCGCACAUAGUCCUGUCUCCGGAGGAGAAGGUCUUCCUUGAGACUCUCAGUAAUCGGAUAUGAGAUCAAGCGGGGGGGGAGGCUUCUUGAUGGCUGACCAACCAGGCAUGCCAUGUUGGUUCUAGCGCAACCAUGCCUAAAGUGCCAAUCCCAAGGCUUACCAGGCGACCAGCGAAUUCAUGCUACUCGACGACAAAAAAGCCCAUGG
Molecule: messenger RNA, 1188 nt
Organism: Phialemonium atrogriseum
Lineage: Eukaryota; Fungi; Ascomycota; Sordariomycetes; Cephalothecales; Cephalothecaceae
Product: HPP family protein
Exons: 2
Coding region: 99-1043 (314 amino acids)
Source: RefSeq, a predicted model, not a curated record